This is a messenger RNA of Schistocerca americana (American grasshopper), 2674 nucleotides long. RefSeq names its product RCC1-like G exchanging factor-like protein. The record is from RefSeq and is a predicted model, not a curated record. The coding region runs from base 544 to 1923 and encodes 459 amino acids. The transcript is spliced from 9 exons. NCBI's taxonomy places the organism in Eukaryota, Metazoa, Arthropoda, Insecta, Orthoptera, Acrididae.
GAAUUGUUACCUUGUCUGAAAUAGUGUGUUUAGAUUAUGAUAACCAUUGCUUUGUAAUUCUGAAUUCCCGCUUCCUGAUUUAAUGUUCAGACUAACCAUGUUGGUAGUUCUUCUCCAUUGCAACUGUAUCUUUGUUGGAAAUUAGUAUAUCCACCAGUAGCCAGAUAUCAGCACAUGCAUCAGAACCCAGGAGAGCAGAAGGACAUCUUGCAGAAGAGAACACAAAACCAAAUGGUAGUCGGCCAAACGUGGCUGACACAGUGGACAAGAAACAAAUAGGACAAGCCCAAAGCAACGUGUGCAACAACAAGGUGCAAGCCAAAACCUUCAUCACAACAGUGUCAACAGGCCAAGAGCAAAGAGAGACACAAUCCAAAAUGCGACCAGAGAGAACAACCAAGUACCAAGCAAGUUUGUUGUGGAAUACUCCAUUAGUACAGUGAUGUACUAUCAGAUGCAAUUACAGAGCUGACUAACCAUUUGCUGGGUGGCUGUAUUUAUACUGUCAGACAGGACAGCAUUUCCAGCAUAUUCACAUGAAAAAUGGAUUUAUCGUUUCUAAAAGGGGUCAGUGUGUUUAUCAGAUCAGUUUCUAAAGAGUUGAGUCAGCCCUACAUAGCAACGAGAAAUUUUACAACAAGCGUACAAUGCUUUGUGAAGAGGAAAUAUCCUAUAAAUGAAGAAGAAUCAAAGUUACUUCCAGUGUUUCAGUAUCCUGUGAGCUCCAGGAGUAUUCGCCGUGUCUAUGUAUGGGGUUUGGCAGAGCAUGGAGCAUUGGGAAAUGCACUGGAAUGCACAAAAAGUAAAAGGACACCUCUAAAAAGUGUUCGCCAUCCAAACAGACUUCAUUUUGCAGAGAAACACAAGAUAGUGGACAUUGCAUGUGGAUAUGGUUUUACAGCAUUUGCUGUAGAUGCCAAGGAUGGAUACAAAGUAUUCGGCUGUGGGAUAAAUACAGAUUCACAGAUAGGGUACCAUGCACCACGUAGGGAUCAUCCCCUGGGGCUUGUAUUAGCACCUGCCCCUGUGGAGUUGCCAGUGCACAGUCGAGUGAAGAAAGUUGCUGCUGGGCGUGCACAUCUUAUUGUAUUAUCAGAGAGAGAAGGAGCUUUUACUCUUGGCAAUAAUGCUUAUGGACAGUGUGGCAGGAGGAUAAUUGAAGAUGAGAAGUACUCUGGGAGCCAGACAGUCCAUUGUAUUCCUUCCCUUGAUGGAGCUGUGAUUGAAAAGGUCUUUUGUGGACAAGAUCACAGUAUCUUUGUCACUAAAAAUGGAGAUCUAUAUGCAUGUGGUUGGGGAGCUGAUGGCCAAACUGGAUUAGGCACUUAUGACACAGUUUAUACACCUACAAAGUUGAAAGGUGAUGUUGAAGGAGAGAAUAUCAUAAAAGUUUCGUGUGCAGCUGAUUGUGUGUUGGCACUUAAUGCUAAGGGUGAAGUUUUUGGUUGGGGAAACAAUGAAUAUGGACAGCUUCUGUUGCCAACUGACUUGCAACAACUGAAUGCACCGAGACACAUCAAGCUUGCUGGUGUGGGCAAAGUGUUGGAUAUUGCUUCUGGAGGAUCUUUCUGUCUUGUAGUAAAUGAUGCAGGUGAUGUUUUUGUCUGGGGUUAUGGCAUACUUGGAGUGGGUCCCUCAGUUGACCAUGCAAAAAAGCCAGUUCUUAUACCAACAACACUCUUUGGUAGAAAUGAAUUCAGCACAGAAUCAAGAAUUGUUAGUGUUGCUGCUGGAAUGAGCCAUAUGGCUGCUGUUACCAAUUACGGGGAUUUGUACAUGUGGGGCCGAAACAGGGGUGGUUGUUUGGGUCUUGGACAUGAAAACAACCAAUUCUUUCCUCUUAGGGUUGCAGUGGGAGCUCAAGUGAAGAAAGUUAGCUGUGGAGUGGAUCAUACAGUUGCAUUAUGUCAGCCAUAUGUUUGAUAAAUAUAAAGAGUUUGCAAAUAGUAUAUGUAGACAUAGAUAUAGUAAGGAUAUAUCAUUUUCAUUUUUAAUUUGAAAUAAAUAGUAGGAAAGUUGUGGUGAAUUUUAAAUAUUAAUAUUUCAUUUGAAAUGAAAUGUUCACAAUUUGCCUUUCUAAGUUUGCUAAAUGGAAAGAGUUAAAACAAAUAAAAUUAAUCCAUUCACAUACAGAAAAAUAAGAUCAUUGAUAAAGAAGAUCGAGGAGGACAUGAUGAUAUGAAGCAAACCAAAAAAAAAGUGACAUUUGAUAAUCUGAAUAGAGAUGAUCUGAAAAUCAAAUUGCUUAUUCAUUUUGUUGUGAAAUACAAUUUAGCUAAAGAAAUACUAAAAAUGUUUGAAAUAAGAAAAUGUAUUUGUAUGAAACUUGUUGACCUGUGGUUAUGCUUCAGUUUCCAUGUAAAUCUGGCAUAGAAUCCAGAACUUGACUUACAAUUAUGUAAUAAAAAUGUUAUUGUACAUAGCCAAUUAAAAUUUUGUUUAAGUGGCUGGGUGUUUUACACAUGACAGCUACAGGAAACUUGCUUGAUGAGAUCUGAAGCACUUUGGGUGUGCUGAUUCCAUGUUCUGCAUUUUGAACAUUUUGUAAAUAGAUGUAGAAACUGACCAUUGUAUUUAGCUUGAUUUAUGACACAGACAGAUGUGUAAACCAUGUCUGUAGAAAAUUGUAACUGAUUUCUGGACUGCAAAUAUAUGUUAAUAUUCACUAAAACAA